Closterium sp. Naga37s-1 is the source of this 1970-nucleotide messenger RNA. NCBI's taxonomy places the organism in Eukaryota, Viridiplantae, Streptophyta, Zygnematophyceae, Desmidiales, Closteriaceae. The record is from the annotation of a GenBank genome assembly.
AUGGCUCUCCCGUGCCGUGGCGCAACCCCGUGUCUGCUCGUGUCGCUCCUGCUCCUCUCCCUCACCGUCUUGCGGAUCCACGCGCGCCACGGCCCCGAGAUAACCGUUGCGGACGCCGCUAAGCCGCAUUCCCGCAGCGGCAUUCCCACUGGGGAUCGUGUCGCAAUUUCCCACCGCCGGCAGGCGCAGUCACCUGAGGUCGGAGCAUCCGGAGAGCGACAGCACGACGCCUCCGCGAGCAGCAGUCGCGGAGGGGGGACGGCCAGAACGACGGGCGCGGGGAGCAAUGACGGCGCGGUGGAGUCGAUAGCGGAGUGGAAGCGGCGAUCAGCGGAAGCGGGCGCGCACUACUUCCCCCUGCAGCGCGCGGAAGACGCCCCCAGCAGGGACGAGCUGCACCGCCGGAUUCUCGUGAGCAACGGGGGGCGGGCGGGAGGGUUGAGGGCUGCUCAGGAAGUCGCUGCUCGAGUUAUGGGGGAAGGCUUGAAGGACAAAGGGAAGUCAGGCAAGGCAUCGCAGGUGCGUGAGCGCACACUGGACAGACGCUGCCACUACUACUUUACAGACUGGAAUCGUCUCGUCUCAUCUCACAUGGGCUGUCUGUCCCACCUACCUGCUUGCUGGUCGCUUGCAUGCAUCACUGCUUGCGUGCAGAGGAAGGGGUAUCCUUUGCCGCUCAUGGCGUAUGACAGCACGCUGCUCUCAACGGCCAACGGCACAAUGGGCAACACCAUGGUCAACUACAGCACCUUCUCCAGCUCCAUUGUAGAGGACUACAAUUUUCACCUCCCCGUGUAUCCGUACUACGUGGCGCUCAAGCUGGGGUCGCAGAAGCAGGAGUUCAGCAUGGCGCUCAACCUCGCUGUCCCGGACACCUUCGUGCCCUGCGACUGCCUGCACUGCGCCUCCAUGUGCAAGGGGACCACCACAAGCAAGCCCUUCAGCACGCUCGCCUCCACAACCCUCAAGUACAUCUCCUGCAAGAACCAGCGCUGCCAGACGGGCAUGGACACAAAGUACGGCUGCAACACGGAAGGGUAUCGCAACUACAUCAACACUACGGGCUUUCUGCCUGGCGACGAUGCCCUGUGCGUGUACAGUGGAUGGGAAGGACCGUUCGACUACUAUGAAGCUGACGGUAAUGCAGACGUGUACCUUCAGUCGCUGGGGCAUGUGAUGGAGGACACCGUCUACCUCACUGCACCUGACGGUACCGAAGUCAACCGCUCCAUCAUUCUUGGCUGUGGAAUGUACCAGCAGGGCUACUGGGGCAUGCAGGGGUGGCAGUACGGCUCGUGGGCAGCAGGAGGCGUGUUGGGGCUGGGGUGGAACAGCCCCUUCCUCUAUCAGCUCACCGGCCUUAAUGAACCAAGCGCCUUGGCCGUGUGUUUGGAGGCCACCCCCACCAACGAGACGGGAUGGGAUGGCAAGGUGCCGCUGAAGACAGGCAGCAGCCAUCUCACCAUCGGAGCCACCGGCCUCCCUGCCGGCGCCAGCUAUGCCACCUUGCUACAAAAGACCGGGAUGCAGUACAGCCACAUAACACUCACCACGCCCACACGCGCCCUCAACAUCACGGACGACCGCACCAAGACAGGGGGGUCUCCUUACCUGCCUGAUGACUUCCCUGAGAACGCCACGCCGGGGUUCCUCUUCAUGCCCGAGUCCUUCGUGCACAUGCUGCGCUACCCCCUCCUCAGCGACCUCCUCGACAAGUCGGGUGAGCCCAGUGCGCUGGCAGGCAGGCGAGCAGAUGCACAGCCAGGAGAAGGAAGCAACGAGAACAAGGAGGUGGAUCCGUUCACCACCUUCCCCACCAUCGACAUUGCUUUUUUUCUCUCCAGACAACACCACCUCCCACUUCUAUCUCAAGCCGCGCGAGUACCUCGCCCAGGUUUUGCCUUCAGAAGAAUACUGCAUUCUGGCCACAUUUCUUCCCAACGAAUUGAACUACGUCAGCUACAUUGGAG